Messenger RNA from Dendrobium catenatum, 902 nucleotides. RefSeq lists its product as uncharacterized. Gene Ontology annotation, cellular component: nucleus. The coding region runs from base 113 to 730 and encodes 205 amino acids. Gene Ontology annotation, biological process: positive regulation of DNA-templated transcription. Lineage: Eukaryota; Viridiplantae; Streptophyta; Magnoliopsida; Asparagales; Orchidaceae. Gene Ontology annotation, molecular function: transcription coactivator activity; chromatin DNA binding. The record is from RefSeq and is a predicted model, not a curated record. The transcript is spliced from 5 exons.
UAUUUAUUUGUUUCCGACAUAAUAAAAGGAGAGAAAUUCGAAGGUAUAUCGUCGUCAAUUUUUCUCUUCUCAACCUUGAUCUGAUCCGAUCAUCGACUCAGAGGAAGACGGGAUGGCUUUGAACCCUCAGCUGUUCUCCAACGGGAUGCCAGUCCCAUUUCUGGGUGAGAUGUUCGUCCUAGCUCGGGACGGCGUCGAGUUCGAGGUCGACAAGAUCCCAGGAUCUGGUAGUGGUCAUGUCAAAGCAAAGGGAAUCAUCUACUUAUCAAAUGUGCGUAUUGUUUUUGUAGCAAAAAAGCCUGUCGGGAACUUCGUAGCUUUUGAUAUGCCCUUGUUACAUAUUCAUGAAGAUAAGUUCAACCAGCCAAUUUUCCACUGCAACAACAUUUCUGGAAAAGUGGAACCUGUUAUACCAGAAGAACAGCAUAGGGCCCUCUACUCCACUCAUUCCUUCAAGAUCUUGUUCAAGGAAGGUGGUUGUGGAACUUUUGUCCCUCUUUUCUUGAACCUGAUACAAUCUGUAAGACACUAUAAUCAGCACUAUAACGCUCCUGCCGAGGCCGUGCCUCGUGUCGACCCAUUGCAAGCUGCCCAGACUCCAGUGGAUGAGAUGAUUCGUUCUGCGUAUGUGGAUCCCAACGAUCCAACCAGGAUAUUCUUACAGCAGCCCACAUCGGAGUCUCAGCUGCGACGCAGAACCUACCACCAGCCUGCAGAGAAUGCCUAUUAGUUUGUCUUAUACGGUACACGGCAUAUUUUUCAGACAAUAAUAAUUAAAAAUUUAUGGAGCGUAUAUAUGAUAAUUUACACGUUUAACUGGACAUAAUGUUCAUAUGGAUGCACUUGUUAUUCGCUUUGUUUGUUGAUGCUGCGAGAGCUGAUUUUCGUUAAGUGUUAUUAUA